CCCAUUAUGCGGUAGAGGCGGCCGGCCUCUUUAAGGCCCUGCCGCGCCUGCGCUUUGGGCUUUCCUGACGCGGCCCGGCCGGACCCCGGAGGAACCCAGGGACCGGCAGGCUAGGGGUCGCGUAGUGCCUGUGACAGCAGCGGCGCCCAGAGGGGUGGGUGAGGGUCCGACACCAGCGUGGCGCUCUAGAGAGGGCGAGGAGGGCAGCCCGCGGAGCCGAGAGCGGGGUCGAGGCGCUGAGACGCGGCGGCGCGGCUGCGGGCUGGAUGGGAAGUUAAUGUUUACCGCGGAGUCCACCCAACGUUUCCAAGGCAUAAAAAGGAUUGAAGUUCUGAUAGCAUGCUACAUCAUGGAUGAACCUCGAAAACAUGCUGAAUGAAAUGUCAGAUACAAAAGGACAGAUAUUGUGGCGACAGACAAGGUUGCAGAAAAGCUGAGUUCUACUCUCUCAUGGGUGAAGAACACAGUAUCAUACACUGUCAGUCAGAUGGCAAGUCAGGUGGCAAGUCCAUCUGCUUCAUUACACACUACAUCCUCAUCUACCACACUGUCAACGCCAGCCCUUUCACCCUCUUCCCCGUCACAGUUGAGUCCAGAUGACUUAGAACUCCUGGCUAAACUGGAGGAACAAAAUAGAUUGUUAGAGACGGAUAGUAAGUCUUUAAAAUCUGUAAAUGGGUCAAGAAGAAACAGUGGAUCCUCUCUUGUAUCAAGUUCAUCAGCCUCCAGCAACCUCAGCCACCUUGAAGAAGAUUCUUGGAUACUUUGGGGAAGAAUUGUUAACGAAUGGGAAGAUGUACGCAAAAAGAAGGAAAAGCAAGUUAAGGAACUUGUUCGUAAAGGGAUACCCCACCAUUUUAGAGCAAUAGUUUGGCAACUUUUAUGCAGUGCACAAAGCAUGCCAAUUAAGGAUCAGUAUUCAGAGCUCCUGAAAAUGACUUCGCCUUGUGAAAAACUGAUCCGAAGGGACAUUGCUAGAACUUACCCUGAACAUAAUUUUUUUAAGGAAAAAGAUAGCCUUGGACAGGAGGUUUUAUUUAAUGUAAUGAAGGCAUAUUCUUUAGUGGAUCGUGAGGUUGGUUACUGUCAAGGAAGUGCUUUUAUAGUUGGAUUGUUGCUUAUGCAGAUGCCAGAAGAAGAAGCGUUCUGUGUAUUUGUUAAAUUAAUGCAAGAUUAUAGACUUCGUGAACUUUUUAAACCAAGUAUGGCAGAAUUGGGCCUUUGUAUGUACCAGUUUGAAUGCAUGAUACAGGAACAUCUUCCAGAGCUCUUUAUACAUUUUCAGUCUCAGAGUUUUCACACCUCAAUGUAUGCAUCAUCCUGGUUUCUGACUAUCUUUCUUACAACUUUUCCACUACCAAUUGCAACAAGGAUAUUUGAUAUCUUUAUGUCUGAGGGUUUAGAAAUAGUGUUUCGAGUGGGAUUAGCACUUCUUCAAAUGAAUCAGGCAGAACUGAUGCAACUGGACAUGGAAGGGAUGUUGCAGCACUUUCAGAAGGUCAUCCCACAUCAGUUUGAUGGAGGUCCAGACAAAUUAAUCCAGGCAGCUUACCAAGUCAAGUAUAACUCAAAAAAAAUGAAAAAGCUUGAAAAGGAAUACACUACCAUAAAAACUAAAGAAAUGGAAGAGCAAGUUGAAAUUAAAAGGUUACGCACAGAAAAUAGACUUUUAAAACAGCGCAUUGAAACACUAGAAAAAGAAAGUGCUUCCUUGGCAGAUAGAUUGAUACAGGGACAAGUGACAAGAGCCCAGGAGGCUGAGGAAAACUACCUCAUAAAACGGGAACUGGCCACCAUCAAACAGCAGAGUGAUGAGGCCAGUGCUAAACUGGAGCAGGCUGAGAAUACCAUCAGGAAGCUCCAGCACCAACAGCAAUGGCAUAAAUGCAGUUCCAACUACAAUGAAGAUUUUGUGCUACAGCUAGAGAAAGAAUUGGUUCAAGCCCGUCUGAACGAAGCCGAGUCUCAGUGUGCGCUGAAGGAGAUGCAGGAUAAAGUCCUGGAUUUAGAGAAGAGAAACAACUCCUUUCCUGAUGAGAAUAACAUUGCAAGGCUUCAGGAAGAGCUCAUUGCUGUGAAACUGAGAGAAGCAGAAGCUAUUAUGGGUUUGAAAGAACUUAGACAACAAGUCAGAGAUUUAGAGGAGCACUGGCAGCGCCACUUAGCUCGUACUACUGGAAGAUGGAAAGAUCCACCUAAGAAAAAUGCUGUGAAUGAGUUACAAGAUGAACUGAUGACCAUUCGACUUAGAGAAGCAGAAACACAGGCAGAAAUAAGAGAAAUAAAACAAAGGAUGAUGGAAAUGGAAACACAGAACCAGAUCAACAGUAACCAUCUUCGAAGAGCAGAACAAGAAGUGAUCAGUCUACGCGAGAAGGUGCAGUAUCUUUCUGUGCAGAACAAAGGUCUGCUUACUCAAUUAAGUGAAGCAAAGCGCAAACAAGCAGAGAUUGAAUGCAAGAACAAGGAAGAAGUGAUGGCUGUGAGACUCCGAGAAGCAGACAGCAUAGCUGCUGUGGCUGAACUACAGCAGCACAUUGCUGAACUUGAAAUCCAGAAAGAAGAAGGAAAGCUUCAAGGACAGCUUAACAAGUCUGAUUCUAACCAGUAUAUUAGGGAACUGAAAGAUCAGAUAGCAGAGCUGAAUCAUGAGCAGUCCACAUCAGCUCAGGUGCCUAAAGGCCAGAGGGGCUUCUCAGGCAACCCCCCUUUGAUGGAAUCCACAUUGUCAACCAUUUGAUAGGAGAUGACGAAUCAUUCCAUUCCUCCGAUGAAGAUUUUAUAGAUAACUCCUUACGGGAAAGCGGCAUUGGUUUUCCUUUGCACAGAAAAUCUGGCCCCAUGUCUUUGGACCCUGCCGUGGCAAGUGGUAGUGAAAGCGAAACAGAGGACAGUGUGAUGGAGACCAGAGAGAGCGAUCAAGUGGCUCAAAAGGACCGGCCCCCAAGGAAAAGAGAGUCGUACUCAACCACUGUCUGACCAUCACUGUGAACUAGACUGUGGAUUUUUUAAAAGGGAUCAGUUAUAUAAUUAAGGGUUUGGGGGACAUACCUGUUUCAUAUGUACAUAUAUAUAUUUUUUGAUCUUACCUGCCUUUUUAUCUUUGCCAAACCUUCACCACUGACUUAACCAUUGCCAUAAAGUAGACUGGAAUAUGGUUAACAUGAAAAAUAAGGUUCUAACAGUAUUACUGAAUAUUAAAUGUUUCUUGUGUAGGAAAUGCAAUUAUAUCUAUAUGUGGGAACCAUUUUGAAGUUCGAAACUAUGGAAAAUUUAAUUUUCUUCAGACAACACUGCUAUUGUGCAAUAUUUCAUGCUCAAUCAACAAACUAGAUAUUUAUGUCUAUCAGUUUUCAGGGCAUCUGUCCACAAACAUUUGACCAAGACGUACAUCUGAUUUAUCUUGUCCUUCUGUGUUUGAGGGAUUUUUUUCAUUGAAGUUACUACUUUAUUAGUGGGCCAUUGAAAGUUCCCAAACAGUGUUUUUUCCAUAUAAUUUUAUAAAUACAAAUUCACAGUUACCUUUCUUGAGAGUUUUGUUUUGUUUGAAUUAAUUUUUAUGUACAUAUGAUACUUCCAUAUAUUGCUUACUAGUCAGAGCAAUAAGUUAACUACAAAUAUAUUGUCUUUUGUACAUAAUUUAUAAAUAAGCAUCACCCAAUAUCGAACAUCAUUUUAUAUGGAGAUUGUACCUGUUGCAAAAUGACUGCCUUCAGCAUUCUAAUAGGACUUCUGUAAAUAAAAAGUUAAAAGGAAAUUGAAAAUAAAACCAAACACUAAUAUUUUAAUAGCUUUAGUAAUUUGCUUAGCAUUCAACACUAGCAAAUUCAUAACUGAUGCUUGUUCAAAAAUACUAUUGGUGAGACUUUUUACUUCAUGUGUAUGUAACUAAUAAAUUGUCCAUGAUUCAAAGGUUAUAGCACACAUUACUUAGUGCUACUAUUCUACUUAAUAUAAAUUAAGCAAUGGACUUAAGUCCAAGAUACACAACAAUAAUAUUUGCAAAUAAUCUAUGAGCAUUAUCUUCAGAUUCUCUGAUACUAGUCUAUAAAGCCACAAUAAUUUUUCCUACUGAUUCUUCCUUUUUUAUCAUCUAGACUAUUUUUCUUGGAAAUCGAAUAGCUGUCAUGGUAAGUUGGAGGAAACACCCAAAUUGCACUUGCACUGUGGAAAAACAGCAAAAAAUAUGUUGACUGGAUGCUUUCCACUUUUUUUCAUUAGCAGCCUUCAAGGAUAAGAGGUGAAGGUAGAGUUCAGCAUAUAUGGAGAUACAAUUUUGCACAAUAUUUUGCAUGUAGGAAAAAAUAUAACAGAACGGAGUAGAAGAGACAAAAAUAAUUUCUGUCUAUAACCAGGAACCCUGGCUGGUAUAGCUCAGUCAGUUGGAGUGUCAUCCCGUAACCAAAGAGUUACAGGUGGCAAUUCCUAGUCAGGGACAUGUACAUAGGGUGCGGGUUUGAUUCCUGGUCCAGAUGUGGGCAUGUGUGACCUCUGGGUCUGGACACAUAUGAUCCCGGGAUCCCAAGGAUUCUGUUCCAGGCACAUAUGAGAGACAACCAAUCAAUGCUUCUCUCUCUUCCCUCCUCUCUCUCUAAAGGCAAUGAAAAAUAUUCCUUGGGUGAGGACAAAAAAUUUUUUUUAAUGUAUAAAAAAAUAAAACCAAGAUGCCUUAGCAUCUCCACGGACAAGGCUUUCCAGCAAACCCUUUGUAGCUGUUUGAGAAGCAAGGUCGAAACGUGCCUGCUGUGUCCGUAGCACUAGGCGUAGUGGUUAAGUAAUUUACCUGUGGUCACAUGUUACUAAGUAGCAGAGCCAAGAUUUUAGUUCAGAUCUUUCUGACACCAAAACAUUUGACAAAGUUCAGCUAACGAAUUUCUCAGUGCCCUUCCUUUCUGACAAUUAAUGUGAUUUUAAUUAAGUUUAAUCACAUCUCACAGCUUAUGAGUGUAGAUACUCUCCCAGAAUUGGCUGGUGCUUCGGGGGUUCGUACUGUCAGCCUGGGAGGCUACUGAUGCCCAAGUGAAACGAGAUGAUUUGUGGUCAUGUGACCACUCUGACCCCACAUCGAGAAAUCUGGGUGAUCUAGACCAGAGGUCAGCAGCUACACACGUGAGCCAGUCUAGCCAGAUGCUAUCUUUGCGUGACCUACAAGUGAAGCAUGUUUUUUUACAUUUUCAAAUAGUUGAGAGAAAAAAAUAUUUUGUCACAUGAAAAUCCAUAAAAUUCAAAUUUCAGUAUUGAUAAAGUUUUAUUGGAUCCCCAUGCUUAUCAUUAUGUUGUCUGUGGCUGCUUUGUGUCACAGUGGCGGAGUUGAGCAGCCUACAAUACCUGCUGUCUGGUUCUUGAGAGGAAAAGUUUGCUGACCCUUGAUUUAGAUAUUCCAAAAUGGAAGCUUACUUCUUCAGUUUGUCUCAGUGGACGAUCAAACCAUUUGUUUUUUCUGUUGAGCUAAUAGUUUGGAAACUUAAAUUCCUGGUUGGAUCUUGUGCUCAGAACUAUUCAAAUGGAAAGUGUGCAGCUAUUUAUAUCAUGAAGUUUUUGACACCAGACACAGAUUUGGAAGGAGAUCUGUACCUUGAAAGGGAAAAAGAAAGAAUUCCAGAAUCUCGGCACUGUUCUUUAAGUGUAUAUGAUUGAUCUUAGGCAUGCUUCAUUGAGUCAGUGUUUAUAAUUUGACUUUAAAAGAAAGAAUAUCUUUCUAUAGCCAUGUUUUAAUUCUAAAUUUUGAAAGAUUCUUAGAGAAUUUCAUAAGUACUGUUUAAUUAGGUAUUUAAAAGAAUUAUGGUAACUAAACAUUAAUCCAUUGAUACUCUUGUAAUUUGGACAAUGAAAAACAAGGAACAUUAUCUCAUUCAAUAUCUUUGAUUCAAAUACUCAGAAGAGUUAAAGUCCUCCGACCUUUGGGAUACAGUAGGAUUGUUGUGCUCUGAUUGUAUCCAUUUUAUUCAAAUUAAGACUUGGAGACAUUGGGACCUGUAUUCUUGAUAGAUUUUAAUUAGUCUGUGGUAUGUUGUGUCAUUUAAAUGUUAUUUAGUUAAACAGAGUUGAAUAUUGGAACAGAGAGGGGAAGUGAAUGAAAUUUUUAAAUUCCAAAUAAAAAACUUACUCCCUUGGGUUAGUCACCUGCCUGGUGCCAUUGCCAUUGUCAUGUGGGCUGAAAGGCCUGGAGUACAGUCUUACAAUGACCCGAAUAAAAUGAAUGCACUGAGAUGAUGAAAAAGGCCUUUUAGAGCAAGAAAUACUUCAACAGCCUUUUUAAAAAUUAGUGGUAAAAUUUUUUAUCCUGGACAAAGAAGUCAAAAGAUGUAACUUUACACGAUUUCUACCCUUUUUAUUGAUAAAUAUUAGACUACUCAAUAUUUGCGGACUAUUGAAAUAUCAAAUCUCAACUAAAUGACUGGCUAUUUUGGAAGGGAAAAAGCCACCUUUUUCUUGACUCAUGAUGUAUCUCAUUACUGUCCAGAUCGUGCCUUUGAUUAACAACAAGGUCUAGAGCAGGGGUGUCCCACUGCAGCCCACGGGCCACAUGCAACCCAGGAUGGCUAUGAAUGCAGCCCAACACAAAAUCAUAAAUUUAUUUAAGAAUUAUGGGAUUUUUUGUGGUGACUAAGUGUCAUGGUGUAAUUAAUGUGUGGCCCAAGACAAACUCUUCUCCCUCUAGUGGGGCCCAGAGACGCCAAAGGUUGGACACCCUGGGUCUAGAGUUUUUUAAGUAUUUUAUUUUUGACAUUAGAAAUUAUUUUGGUUCUUAUUCUCCUUUUUUACAUAAUGCACCGAUCAUUUCUGGACUUAAAUAAGAACGUGGAUGAAUUGUGUUUUGUUUUAAAGCUCUGCUGUGGCCCGCUUGAUUGUUGCAAGACUGGGUGUUGGCAGCUAGCAGUUUUAGAAAUCAGUGAUUUACUUUGUUAAAACAAUGAGCUUUAGCAAGAAAGUUAUUGCUGCUCUUCAUUGGCAAAACAGUGAGUUUUUAAUUAAUUAAUUUUAAUUUAUCUUCUACUAAAAUUAAAAUUUCUGGUUAAAAGUGGAGUGGAGACUAUGGUCCAGGUUUUUACAUCACAUCAUCGAUCUACCUAUCCCCCCUCUUCUCUCCAAAGAAUAGAUGAUAGAGUAAUAUAUUAGGUAUCUAAUAAGAUGCAAAAUUAUGAUGUAUUUCAUUUUACUGUUGGAAUUUCUUAUUAUUGUAUGAUAACCUAAAAUAUUUACUUGUGCCUUUGCUUUAAACAAUUAAAGUUUUUCAUUU
Phyllostomus discolor (pale spear-nosed bat) is the source of this 7240-nucleotide messenger RNA. RefSeq names its product ecotropic viral integration site 5 (gene EVI5). NCBI's taxonomy places the organism in Eukaryota, Metazoa, Chordata, Mammalia, Chiroptera, Phyllostomidae. Bases 488 to 2740 code for a protein of 750 amino acids. The transcript is spliced from 22 exons. The record is from RefSeq and is a predicted model, not a curated record.